Molecule: messenger RNA, 2175 nt
Organism: Aaosphaeria arxii CBS 175.79
Lineage: Eukaryota; Fungi; Ascomycota; Dothideomycetes; Pleosporales
Product: C6 transcription factor
Exons: 9
Coding region: 222-2129 (635 amino acids)
Biological process (GO): regulation of DNA-templated transcription; DNA-templated transcription
Molecular function (GO): DNA-binding transcription factor activity, RNA polymerase II-specific; zinc ion binding; DNA binding
Source: RefSeq, a predicted model, not a curated record
CGCCGACCUCCUUUCGAAUCUUUAAAGCAAAAUGCGUGGAAAAUUAAAUGGACUAUUCAUUACUUAGAACCGUGCGUGUAUUGGAUAAGUUCCGGGAACGGGCCCGAUACUCGAUAGCUAACUGCCAUCAACCUCUUCCUCGCUUCAAUUAAAUCGCCAUUCUACUUCGCCUCCUCAAUAGGGUACCAGCUAUUCAACUGUCGGCCCCAUUCGAAGAGGUCAUGACUCAACGUUCUUCUGUUGCAUGCAGCAGAUGCCGCAGACGUAAAACAAAAUGUACAGGAAAUCCUCCCCAGUCGUGUAAUGCUUGUAUCGCGGUGCAUCGCGAGUGCACCUAUCUCGAGGCUCCAAAGAAAGUCCUCGUUUCUGAAAGCUAUUUAUUGCGACUUCGGGCUCAAGCACGUUCCAACGAGCACUCAGAGGCUAGUAGGAAUAAUUUGUCAAAUCAUGUGGCUACUGCUGGCAGCGAUAUGCAGGAGAAUCUGCAAGGCAACGACGAAUGGUGGUAUGAUGGCUCCAAGAAUAUACUCAUGAAUGCGGAAGGAGAACAACACUCCAUUGGCGCGUCUUCUUCAACACAUCUUGUCAUGAGAAUGAAUCCCUCGACACUUCCAAUUGCUUAUGCAGCUCCACCUCUCUAUGAUGUCUCUUGUUUAAGUCGUUCGUCCGACCAUUCAAUACCGGACUUACCCCCAAUUGAGUUAUGCAAACAGCUUUUUCAGGCACAGCAUGUCUUCAUUGGAUCAAUAUUUUCAUCAUUGCAUCCAGAUGAUUUUUACCAGCGGCUCGAUUAUGUCCAUUCGAAAGAGCUGGAUCUAACGCGCGUAGAAACGCGUUUGACGAUUUGCCAAGUUCUCGUCGUUCUAUCUCUUGGUCAGCUAUAUUCCAUCAAUCAGUGGACAAAUAAUCAAGGACCCCCCGGGUUCUCAUAUUUUCAGUCAGCUCUCGAUGUCCUCCCAGCUAUUCAUGAAAGACCGUCGCUACAGUUCAUUGAGGUUUUGGCUUAUGUCGCCUACUACAUGCAGAAUCUGAACCGGCCGGAUGCAGCUUUUAUUUACAUUGGAGUUGCGUUACGCAUGGCUCUGUCGCUUGGUCUUCAUCAGGAAGUUGCAGAAUCUGGGAUAGAUUCUUCUCUACAGAAACGGCGAACAGAGGUUUGGUGGUCCUUGUACUCUUUGGACAGAAUACUCUCAAUAAAAUCCGGACAUGCGAUUACAAUUCGCGACGAGGACAUUACGCUACCGUUCCCAACGUUCACGGACAGUCCUUGUAUCUCUUCGAGGGAUAUCAUUCUGGUCAAGUAUACUGAACUCGCAAGAUUGCUAGGAAAAAUUGGGGAAGAGAUCUACAAAAGGCGAUCACAUUCUGCCCCGAAACUAAUCUCUUCUAUUCGAGACAUCAUCAACUCCCUGUCCGAUUGGUUGCAAUUCAUGCCUGAGAUUGUGCGAUCCGAUUUAUCGCAACCUGACAAGAAACCAGACCGCGCAAUCGUUAACAUCUACCUAUUGUUAUACUCCUGCAUUGCUCUAACAACUAGACCUCUUCUUUACUACAUAAUUAGAAAAUUCUUAGAUUCAGAGGUUGCAGGAGUGAGUAUUAGAGAUUGGAAAGUAGGGCUUUCUGAAAAUGUCGUUUUCUUGGUACAAUACGCCGUUGAAGCAGCGAUACAAGCGACUGCUCUUAUGGGAAGGGCUCAGAAGUUCGAUAUGAUAGCUACUUACGGCUAUCUAGAGGGCGAAUACGCUUUCUCGGCAACCUUACUUCUUAUCAUGGCGAACGCGGCAUUAUCCUCAUCCGGCCAAACAGAGACUUCAAUAGGAGAGGGCCUAGGAAUACUGAAAGGCAUGGCAGAUAGGGGUAAUCACCUUAUCAGAGCGCGUCACCAGCAACUUCUGAGCCUUCAGGCUUCCUUACAACCAAGGGAUAAUGCAAAUGGUUCAAAUGAUACGGGGAUUGGAUGUGGGGAUGGCUCAUCGACGUAUAUGCCAAACGAUGCUCCAAGCCUGAUUUUACCCCAAUCGUUUCAUUUCAGUAUCGAUGACGACCCACAGUUAUGGGUUGACAUUGCAAACCAUUGCGAUGUUGACUUGAGCUUAGAUUCGAUCGGCGGUUCAUUCGGUAGACAGUAAUUGUUAGAUAGAAAAGCGAAUGAGCACUGCAGGUCUACUGGAUUCG